UUGCGUUAAGCAAAAGGACCCCAACGCAUGAACUGCCUGGAAGUCUCUUUAUCAACUCACCAUCGCGCUCACGCCGCUCAGCAUAAAUACCCUGAGGCUUGUGCUUUGCUUGGCGACCAAGCUUUUCACCAUUCGCCGACGUUGAGCAUUCCGUGCGUGCCUUGAAUUUUGGGAAUCGAAGGAGAAAAAAUGGAGGGAGGAAGAGGGAGAUUGCUGCCACUGCUGGCUUUCCACGCCGCGAGCGAGUAUUACAGGCUCGACCGGACCCCUGUCACUGCCUGCCUUCUCGCCGCCAAUACUGUCAUUUAUCUGAGGCCCGGAUUUCUCCACUCCAUCCUCCCUCCCAUCGACGAGGUCUGGUUCAAUCCCCACCUCAUCCUUAAGCACAGGGACCUGAAGCGUUUUUUCUUGUCGGCAUUCUACCAUGUGGGUGAAUCUCACCUGGUCUAUAACAUGAUGUCACUCUUGUGGAAGGGGAUCCAGUUGGAGACUUCAAUGGGAAGCGCUGAAUUUGCCUCUAUGGUUACUGCUCUUCUUGGUAUGUCCCAGGGAAUCACACUGCUACUAGCAAAAUCCCUUCUCUUGUUCUUUGAUUACGAGAGACCUUACUACUCCGAGUUUUCUGUUGGAUUUUCUGGUGUUCUCUUUGCCAUGAAAGUUGUUCUGAAUUCUCAGUCAGAAAACUACUCUUACGUGCAUGGGGUAGUUGUACCGGCACGUUAUGCUGCAUGGGCGGAGUUGAUUCUCAUCCAAAUGUUUGUACCUGGUGUCUCAUUCCUCGGUCACCUUGGUGGAAUACUAGCCGGGCUUCUCUAUCUGCGGCUGAAAAGUAGAUAUUCAGGCUCAGAUCCAUUGACUUUAAUCUUCAGGGGUCUCGCUGGCGCAUUGAGCUGGCCAGUGAGGAUUGUAAAGGGCUUGUUUCGAUCCCCACGACGACGAAUUUCUGGUAGAGGAAAUGUUGGUCGGGAUCACACAGGGAGGACUGUUUCAGAUAGAUGGAGAUGCCAAGCAUGUACAUAUGAUAAUUCUGGUUGGUUAAGCAUUUGUGAGAUGUGUGGGACAAAUAGAAAUGACAAUGGAUUUUCUCCCCGUCAGGUAUCACACCAUUCUCGUGACCUUCCUUUAGAUGAAUUACGUCGUAGGAGAAUGGAAAGAUUUGGGAGAUGAUAUCAAUCAAUUGAUUCAGUUCAUGAUGGAGGCCCUCGUGCUUGUCCAGUCAUUAAGACAGGAGACACAAUCACAAGAAGAAGAAAGAAGAUUCAAUUUAAGAAUGCAGAUAUAUUUAGCAAGACAUUAUUUCUAAAUAUAAUAUUUUCAAUUUCUCAUCA
Juglans microcarpa x Juglans regia is the source of this 1328-nucleotide messenger RNA. RefSeq names its product rhomboid-like protein 14, mitochondrial. The record is from RefSeq and is a predicted model, not a curated record. Gene Ontology annotation, molecular function: serine-type endopeptidase activity. NCBI's taxonomy places the organism in Eukaryota, Viridiplantae, Streptophyta, Magnoliopsida, Fagales, Juglandaceae. Gene Ontology annotation, cellular component: membrane.